AUGAUUCAAGGUUUCAACCAUGAAGGGCAAAGAGCUCUUGGAACUAUAAGGCUGCGAUUGCAGAUGCAGGACAUGGAGUCCACAGCGUUGCUUCAUGUGAUUAAUGCAAGGACAUCCUACAACAUGCUUCUGGGUCGACCAUGGCUUCAUGAAAAUGAAGCAGAGUCACAUUUCGCCGAUGCUCAAUUCUAUUUGGGAAGAACUAAAGCAACAGUGGUGGAAAGGGAUGUACCACAGGAGGAGUCGGGAUCCCGCCAAGAGAAAGAAUCUCGCCCAAAGAUGGAAGGUUUCACCAUCCCUUUGACUAAGAUUGAUGCCAAAAAGCCCAUUCCUCAGUCACUCAAAGAUUUUGCCCGACCAAAGCAAAGUGGCGCCACAGAACAUGGAGAUCUCUCAGACAAAGAACUCUCGAAACACUUUGGUCCGAAGGCAUACAAACUCCUUGUGAAUGCUGGAUACAAUCCCCAAGAAAGCUCCACGUCAAAGUCUUAUGUGAGAAAAACUGCUAAUACAAGCCAAAAUCCCAAGGCAGGCUUGGGAUACAUGGUGCAAAGCCCCAUUCGUAUUGCCAUCAAGAGAGCCACUGCUAACUAUGCUAGCACCAAGCAAAUCCCGAAAUCUUCAAGCAAUCGGAGAACCCAAAGGGUUUCUGUUUUCAAAAGAUUGGAUGAAAGAAAAGCUCAACGAAUAUCUGUCUUUAAAAGGCUUGGCAAAGGCAAGUCAUGGAAAAAGGACGUGACAAAAAGGGCAAAUGAAUUGGACAUAACAGAGAAGCUAAGGAGCUCGAUUCCUUCUCAUAUGAAGAGGUGUACCACUUUGCUCAUAUCAUGUGGAAAAGAAUUGAAGGCCAAAACGAAGACAAUCAUCUUUACACGGGAUGCCGAAGACGAUGAAGAUAGAGAGAGUGUGGCUUCAUCUUACUACACUACUAAUAGUGCUAGUAAUCCAGUUCCUCUUCCUCAUACUACUCAAGGUCAAGUGCGUCGCGAAGAUGUUGUUACAUCAAACCAUAUCACCUCAUGUGAAGAAGUGGUUGUUGAAGAAGAAGACGCCGAAAUAGCUCCUCAACAGUUUGAAGAAGGAGUUAAGACUACUGUUGAUGAACUGAGAGAAAUUAAUUUGGGCACUAUUGAAGAUCCACGACCCACUUACAUCAGCGCGUUGCUGACCAUUGAUGAGGAAUACUCAUAUAUCGAAUUGCUCAAAGAAUUCAAAGACAUCUUUGCAUGGUCUUAUAAGGAAAUGCCGGGGUUGAGCUCCAAGAUAGCUGUUCAUCAUUUAGCCGUUAGAAAGGAUGCACGACCAGUCAAGCAGGCCCAACGCCGAUUCCGACCAGAAUUAGUUCCUCUAAUUGAAGCUGAAGUGAACAAACUCAUCAAUGUGGGUUUUAUUAGAGAAGUCAAAUACCCAACAUGGAUUUCAAGCAUUGUUCCAGUAAGAAAGAAAAAUGGACAAAUUCGUGUAUGUGUUGACUUCAGGGACUUGAAUGAAGCAUGCCCCAAGGAUGACUUUCCAUUGCCAAUUGCCGAAUUGAUGAUCGAUGCCACAACUGGGCAUGAAGCAUUAACCUUCAUGGAUGGAUCUUCCGGUUACAAUCAAAUUCGCAUGUCACCAAAUGAGGAAGAGUUAACAGCAUUUCGAAUCCCGAAAGGAAUCUAUUGCUACAAAGUGAUGCCAUUUGGGUUGAAGAACGCUGGUGCCACUUACCAAAGAGCCAUGCAGAAGAUAUUUGAUGAUAUACUCCAUAAAAAUGUUGAGUGUUACGUGGAUGAUUUGGUGGUUAAGUCCAAAAAACGAAACAAUCACCUGCAAGAUCUACGAAUGAUUUUUGAGCGAUUGAGAAAACAUCAGUUGAAGAUGAAUCCACUAAAAUGCGCAUUUGGUGUCAAGUCUGGCAAAUUUCUUGGGUUCAUCGUUCGCCAUCAAGGGAUAGAAAUUGAACAAGCAAAGAUUGAUGCCAUACUAAAAAUGCCCGAACCUCGAAAUAUCCAUGACCUGAAAAGUUUGCAAGGGAAGUUAGCAUACUUACGAAGGUUUAUUUCAAAUUUAGCUGGAAGGUGUCAACCAUUUAGCCGAAUUAUGAAGAAGGGUAUACCAUUCGAGUGGGAUGAGUCAUGUAGAAAUGCUUUCAAGAAUAUCAAAUCUUACUUGAUGCAGCCUCCUGUAUUAGCAGCACCUGUGCCAGGACGCCCCUUGAUUUUGUAUAUUGCUGCUCAAGAACGAUCCAUGGGAGCUCUGCUUGCGCAAGAAAAUGAAGGUGGAAAAGAGAAUGCAUUAUACUACUUGAGCAUAACAAUGACACCAAAUGAGUUGAAAUAUGCUCCAAUUGAGAAGCUGUGUUUGGCAUUGAUUUUCUCCAUCCAAAAGCUUAAGCAUUAUUUCCAAGCUCACACUGUCCGCCUUAUAUCCAAGGCAAACCCUUUAAAGUUUGUGAUGUCAAGACCUGUUUUAUCUGACAGGCUUGCACGUUGGUACCUCCAACUGCAACAAUUUGAGAUUGUGUAUGUUCCUCAAAAGGCUGUGAAGGGACAAGUGUUGGCAGACUUCUUAGCAGACCACCCAAUUCCGGCUGAAUGGGAGCUAAGUGAUGACCUCCCGGAUGAAGAUGCACUUGUAAUCGAUGUCGCCCUACCAUGGUGGAUGUUUUUCGAUGGAGCAUCUCAUAAAGAAGGUGCUGGUGCCGGGAUCGUGUUCGUGACACCAGAACGUCAAGUGCUGCCAUUUUCCUUUACUCUAACUGAGAAUUGCUCUAACAAUGUAGCAGAAUAUCAAGCUCUGAUCCUCGGUUUGGAAAUGGCGUUGAAUAUGCAGCAAUCUCACCUCAAAGUAUAUGGUGAUUCUAAAUUGGUGGUUAAUCAAAUACUUGGACUGUAUGAAGUGAAGAAACCUGAAUUAUUGCCAUACGUCAAGUAUGCUCGCAAGAUCAUUGAGUGGCUUGGAGAUGUGGAAAUCGAACAUGUUCCAAGAAGUGAAAAUAAGCAAGCAGAUGCCUUGGCUAAACUCGCGUCUACCAUAGCUAUGAUCAGUGGCGAAAUUCAAAUUCCAGUGUGUGAAAGAUGGGUUAUACCACCUAUUUUUGAAGAAGAGAAAUGCGAAGAAAUUGAAAGUCAUCUUGUUGAGGUCUUCGAAAUUGAGGAGGAAGAUUGGCGCCAGCUGUUGGUCGAUUACUUGAAGUAUGAUAAAUUACCAAAUGAUCCACGUCGAAGGGUUGACAUCCGACGGCGCGCCACUCGUUUCAUUUUCUUCAAAGGGACGCUUUAUAGGAGGUCUUUUGAUGGAGUAUUUCUCAGGUGCCUAAGUAGUGAGGAAGCUGCUAAAGCCAUGGAAGAGGCGCAUUCUGGCAUUUGCGGUGCUCACCAGUCAGGUCCAAAGCUGCACUUCCGAAUCAAGAGGAUGGGCUACUACUGGCCAACUAUGGGGGGGCAUUUAUACAUUUUGGCAGCGACCGAUUACUUCUCCAAGUGGGCUGAGGCGAUACCAUUAAGAGAAGUGAAGAAAGAGACCGUUGCUGAGUUUAUCAAGACCAACAUCAUCUAUCGCUAUGGAGUUCCUCGCUACAUCAUAACUGAUAAUGGAACACCUUUCAGCAACACGGUGAUAAACAAGCUUUGUGAAAAAUUCGGCUUCAAGCAACGGAAGUCAUCGAUGUAUAAUGCACCGGUAAAUGGGUUGGCUGAGGCAUUCAACAAGACUUUGUGCAAUCUGUUGAAGAAAAUUGUUUCAAAAUCAAAGCGUGACUGGCAUGAACACAUUGGGGAAGCAUUGUGGGCGUAUCGAACCACCUAUAGAACUCCCACGCAGGCAACGCCUUACUCUUUGGUAUAUGGGGUUGAAGCCGUCAUCCCUCUCGAGCAACAAAUUCCCUCUUUGAGAAUGGCCAUCCAGGAAGGGCUAACUGAAGAAGAAAAUGCACGUUUGCGUCUGGAGGAACUCGAAGCUCUAGAUGAGAAAAGGCUGGAAGCUCAGCAAAAGUUGGAAUGCUACCAAGCUCGCCUCUCAAAGUCCUUCAACAAGACGGUGCGAGUGCGUUCCUUUCAAGUUGGAGAUCUGGUCCUCGCUGUAAGGAGGCCAAUCGUUGUCACUCAUCGUGUUGGAAACAAAUUCGUAUCAAGGUGGGAUGGCCCAUAUGUUGUCAAGGAAGUCUACACAAACGGAGCAUACAGGCUUCUUUCUGAUGACAACGUCAGAGUUGGGCCUAUCAACGGCAAGUUCCUGAAACGUUACUAUCCUUGA
Messenger RNA from Salvia miltiorrhiza (redroot sage), 4233 nucleotides. RefSeq lists its product as uncharacterized. Lineage: Eukaryota; Viridiplantae; Streptophyta; Magnoliopsida; Lamiales; Lamiaceae. Gene Ontology annotation, molecular function: RNA-DNA hybrid ribonuclease activity; nucleic acid binding. The record is from RefSeq and is a predicted model, not a curated record. The transcript has 3 exons. Gene Ontology annotation, biological process: DNA integration. The coding region runs from base 1 to 4233 and encodes 1410 amino acids.